CGAGGCCAGUAGGGUGAAAUGCCUUGCUCUCAAGGACACAACGUCAUUUAACACAGUCGUGUUCGUUGUCCGUGUCCCUUGUUGGACUUCAAGGAAUUUGGUCAACCUAGCUUUGGAAUUUCAAUCAUGUUUGUUUAUAUUUCAUAUAAGAUUGGCGUUAUUCGUAUUGCAACUUGGAAAGCCAUUACCCAGCUCUGGUUUUCUAAUCACACAAGCAGUGGUCCUAUUGAAAAACUUUAACACAACAUGCUGAAUCCAACAUGCGUGUCCAAUGUUUCCAUCAAAACAUACAAUAAUGUGAAAACAAUAAUAAUUUUUUAACCACAUCCACCAGAAUUACUUUAACCCCUCCCCUUCCAGUUCGUAUCAUUGGGGCAUUCACCCCACCAGCAACCACCUGCUCAUCCCAGACAUCCCCUUCCUGCUAGCCCGAUUCGCUAACCGCUCAGCCAUCUGACCCUCUUCGGAUUCCUGAUUAAGGAAGUGUACGAUCCCAAGUUAACUUUUGCGCAUAUCAUCAAAUGUGACCCCCCUUCGUUGUCCGUGUCCCUUGUUGGACUUCAAGGAAUUUGGUCAACCUAGCUUUGGAAUUUCAAUCAUGUUUGUUUAUAUUUCAUAUAAGAUUGGCGUUAUUCGUAUUGCAACUUGGAAAGCCAUUACCCAGCUCUGGUUUUCUAAUCACACAAGCAGUGGUCCUAUUGAAAAACUUUAACACAACAUGCUGAAUCCAACAUGCGUGUCCAAUGUUUCCAUCAAAACAUACAAUAAUGUGAAAACAAUAAUAAUUUUUUAACCACAUCCACCAGAAUUACUUUAACCCCUCCCCUUCCAGUUCCUAUCAUUGGGGCAUUCACCCCACCAGCAACCACCUGCUCAUCCCAGACAUCCCCUUCCUGCUUUCAACAAAACAGCACCACAAUCCCUCUGCCUACCAUGCAAACAAGGAUACAAAACAUCCAAGCUAUGUUACCCCCAUUCAAAUUGUAUUAUUUAUGUUCUUCUUCACGCCCCUGUCCCCUGUGGAUGGGGGCACUGUCAUCCUGAAAGCGCACUCCCAUCAGGUGAGAAAUGUUUCAUAGAGAAUUAAUAUAUUCAAUCAAAGGUCGUAUCUGCAGUUACCCUUUCCUCCAAGGGCACAACUGAACCCAACCAUGCGAGGAAAAUGCCCCCCACAGUAUUAUAGUGCCAUGUAUGGCAAGCAUCAAGCCUGUUAAAAAAGGACAAAUGAACACUAUUCUGUCUAGCUGUAAAUGCAAUGUAUCUGAGUAAAAACACUUACUUUCAUCAGUUAAACAGAAGGUUUUCGUCAUGGUUAUGAAAAAUUACUUGAUGGAUUGGAUAAUGUAGCAAAGGACUGCUGAGGCAUUACAGAAAACAUACAAUCUCAAAUAUAGAAAGAUCCCUCCCCGAUACCUAUCCAUUUAAAAACAACAAUAAAUAUAUGAGAAUGAAAGCCCCUUGUAGAGUUAGUUGAACUUUAUAUAAAAAUUGGGAACAACCAUACUCUACUGGAUGAUUUUUAUUAUAAAAUAAAUAAAUAACAUGCAUCCUUAAAGAAGUGUGGAGAGUAUAAGUUAAACUGUGAGAAAGAGGUAAUGCACGGAAUGGUUUUAUCAUACUUUAGAAAAUAAACAGUUUGGGAGAUGGUUAAUCUUCUGGGAGCGCUUCUUACCAUAGAGAUUAGAUCUGCGUUUCCACUGGUGCUAAAGCAAAGAUUUAAUCAUUCCUCGGUGUACCAAAGCAAAGACAUUGUCGAGGUCGAAUGUUGCCAGAUUUGAAGUUAAUCUUCAGAAUGUAUCCAUGUUUGAGGAUCAGCCGCUCGGCGCUGACCUCAAUUAAGCGUGUGCACAAGAGAGACUCACUGGCUGCGCACGGCUCGCACAAUUUCUAUCACAAUUCAAAUAAUGACAGGGAAAAAUUGUACUUUGAAUAUAUACUAUAGAUACUCAUUCUAUUGGGGACCGUACUCUUUACACGUGUCAUUUUUGCAUGGUAAAACUGUGCUACAAUUGUAAGAUGAUGUGCGACGGAGAGAUGUGGACUGGAUUACAGAUUUUUUUAAUUACGGACACAAAGACUUUAUCAGCAUGAAUUAGAUGAAGAAAAUAUAUCAAUGUGAAAUCUGAUCUUGAAUUUAGUACCAUGGCGAAUAGGAAAGGACAUUUAUUUUCCCUGUUCUACUUCAUCGUGGAGUUUUGUCUGAGUUCGCAGCAAGUCCUAAGAAUUGGGGGUAUAUUUGAGACCUUGGAGAAUGAACCCAUUAGUGUUGAAGAAUUGGCCUUCAAAUUUGCUGUUACCAACAUUAACAGAAACCGGACCUUAAUGCCAAACACCACCUUGACCUAUGACAUUCAGCGAAUAAACCUUUUUGACAGUUUUGAGGCUUCUAGGAGAGCUUGUGACCAGCUGGCACUUGGUGUUGGAGCUGUCUUUGGGCCCUCUCACAGCUCUUCAGUCAGUGCUGUCCAGUCCAUCUGUAACGCUCUGGAGGUGCCUCACAUCCAGACCCGCUGGAAACACCCUUCUGUGGAUAACAAAGACAGCUUCUACAUCAACCUAUACCCUGAAUAUGCCUCCAUCAGCAGAGCUGUGCUGGAUAUUGUGCAGUAUUAUAAGUGGAAGACAGUCACUGUUGUGUACGAAGACGCUACUGGGUUGAUUCGUUUGCAAGAGUUGAUAAAGGCUCCAUCCAGAUACAGCAUAAAAAUCAAGAUUCGCCAACUUCCCAGUGGAAGUAAAGAUGCUCGUCCACUGUUAAAAGAGAUGAAGAAGGGGAAGGAAUUCUAUGUCAUUUUUGAUUGCUCCUACCAAACAUCAGCAGAUGUCCUAAAGCAGAUUUUGUCAAUGGGCAUGAUGACUGAAUACUACCACUUCUUCUUCACGACACUGGACUUGUUUGCCCUGGACCUGGAGCCUUACCGUUACAGUGGUGUGAACAUGACAGGGUUCCGCCUUCUCAACAUAGACAAUUCCCAGGUGGCCUCUGUAGUAGAGAAGUGGUCUAUGGAGCGCAUGCAGGCCCCACCAAAACCUGAGACUGGCAUGUUGGAGGGCAUGAUGACAACAGAGGCAGCUCUGAUGUAUGACGCUGUCUACAUGGUUGCAGCAGCGUCCCAACGCUCUUCCCAAAUCACUGUCAGCUCCCUUCAGUGCCACAGGCACAAACCAUGGCGCUUUGGAUUACGCUUCAUGAACAUGUUCAAAGAUGCUCAGUGGAAUGGCUUGACAGGGCAAAUUAUUAUUAACAAGACAGAUGGCUUACGGAAAGACUUUGACCUAGAUGUCAUCAGUCUAAAGGAGGAUGGCGUGGAGAAGACAAUCGCGGGCAAUAGUCGACUGAAUAAAGUGUGGAAAAAGAUUGCUGUAUGGAAUUCCAACACAGGCCUUAAUUUAACUGACAGCAACAAGGACUUGUCCACAAAUGUCACAGAUUCCAUGGCCAACAGAACCCUUGUUGUCACCACUAUUUUGGAAAAUCCAUAUGUCAUGCAUAAGAAAUCAGAUAAACCAUUGUAUGGGAAUGACCGGUUUGAGGGCUACUGUCUGGACCUGCUAAAAGAGCUGUCCAACAUUUUGGGAUUUGCAUAUGAGGUCAAGCUGGUGUCUGAUGGGAAGUAUGGCGCUCAGAAUGACAAGGGAGAGUGGAAUGGCAUGGUCCGAGAACUCAUUGACCAUGUGGCUGACCUUGCUGUGGCUCCUCUCACCAUCACCUAUGUGAGGGAGAAGGUCAUCGAUUUCUCCAAACCAUUCAUGACUCUUGGCAUCAGUAUCCUGUAUCAUAAGCCCAAUGGCACAAAUCCAGGAGUUUUCUCUUUCCUCAACCCCCUUUCCCCCGAUAUUUGGAUGUAUGUGCUGCUGGCAUGCCUUGGUGUCAGUUGUGUGCUAUUUGUCAUUGCAAGGUUUACACCAUAUGAGUGGUACAACCCUCACCCCUGCAACCCUGACUCAGAUGUGGUGGAGAACAAUUUCACUCUAAUCAACAGUGUCUGGUUUGGAGUUGGAGCACUUAUGCAGCAAGGAUCGGAGCUGAUGCCUAAAGCCCUCUCCACAAGAAUUGUUGGAGGAAUAUGGUGGUUUUUCACGUUGAUUAUAAUCUCAUCAUACACUGCUAACUUGGCUGCCUUUCUGACUGUGGAGAGAAUGGACUCACCUAUAGACUCAGCAGAUGACUUGGCCAAGCAAACCAAAAUAGAGUAUGGUGCAGUGAGGGAUGGGUCCACAAUGACUUUUUUUAAGAAAUCAAAGAUCUCCACCUAUGAAAAGAUGUGGGCGUUCAUGAGUAGUAGGAAGAACACGGCACUGGUGAAGAAUAACAGGGAAGGGAUCCAAAGAGUCCUCACCACAGACUACGCUCUUCUCAUGGAGUCCACCAGCAUCGAAUACAUCAGCCAGCGCAACUGCAACCUCACUCAGAUUGGUGGACUAAUAGACUCCAAGGGCUACGGAGUGGGAACUCCCAUUGGUUCCCCCUACAGAGAUAAGGUGACUAUAGCCAUUCUCCAGCUCCAGGAAGAAGGGAAGCUUCACAUGAUGAAGGAAAAGUGGUGGAGAGGUAAUGGCUGCCCUGAGGAGGACAGCAAAGAGGCCAGCGCCUUGGGUGUAGAGAACAUUGGAGGGAUCUUCAUAGUCCUGGCUGCUGGGCUAGUCCUCUCAGUUUUUGUAGCUAUCGGAGAGUUUAUAUACAAAUCCAGAAAAAAUUUGGACAUUGAGGAGGUGAGUGUUGGUCAGUGUGAGUGGCACAAUAAGUAUUAA
Messenger RNA from Hypomesus transpacificus, 4752 nucleotides. RefSeq names its product glutamate receptor ionotropic, kainate 1. The record is from RefSeq and is a predicted model, not a curated record. Gene Ontology annotation, biological process: monoatomic ion transport; synaptic transmission, glutamatergic; modulation of chemical synaptic transmission. NCBI's taxonomy places the organism in Eukaryota, Metazoa, Chordata, Actinopteri, Osmeriformes, Osmeridae. Gene Ontology annotation, molecular function: transmitter-gated monoatomic ion channel activity involved in regulation of postsynaptic membrane potential; kainate selective glutamate receptor activity. Gene Ontology annotation, cellular component: postsynaptic membrane; presynaptic membrane; plasma membrane. The transcript is spliced from 16 exons. The coding region runs from base 2143 to 4752 and encodes 869 amino acids.